AUGUUGUCACAAAUUGCAUUCAACCCAAUUCUGUGUGUAACUCCAUCGGCAUUGAACAAGAAGAAGAAAACUCCGUUUUGUUCUUCUUCUGAUUCUCUUCUCUGUAGAACCAAUUCGAUGGCUUUCAAUCAUAGAACUAACAAUUACUUACGCCAUUUGGAAUCAAUGAAAAUUCUUCCAUCUGGUGCUGGUACAAUUCCUCAUUUGAAUGCUGUUAUUCUCGGUGAAAAUCUUGCUACCGAAGAAGAAGAAUUUGUUCUUCCUAGCGAAGAAUUCGCUUCCCAAGCACAUGUUCACUCACCCGAACAGUAUUUGGACAUGUAUAAGAGGUCCAUUGAGGAUCCUGCUGGAUUUUGGUCUCAAAUUGCAUCCGAUUUCUACUGGAAACAAAAAUGGAGUGAUCAAGUUUAUACUGAAAAUUUUGAUGUUACAAAAGGAAAUAUUAACAUUCAGUGGUUCAAAGGUGGAAUCACCAACAUCUGUUAUAAUUGUGUGGAUAGACAUGUUGAAGCUGGACUUGCUGACAAAGUUGCCUUUUAUUGGGAAGGGAAUGAACUUGGUGUUGAUGCUACUUUAACUUACGCUCAGCUUCUCGAUCAAGUUUGCCAGGUUGCAAACUAUCUGAGAGAUAUUGGUGUCAAAAAGGGGGAUGCUGUGAUUAUUUAUUUGCCCAUGCUUAUGGAGCUUCCAAUCACAAUGCUUGCUUGUGCCCGCAUUGGUGCUGUUCAUUCGGUUGUAUUUGCCGGUUUUUCUUCGGAGUCUCUUUCGCAGAGAAUCAUUGAUUGUAAGCCAAAAGUUGUAAUUACUUCUAAUGCUGUUAAGAGGGGCUCUAAGGUUAUCUAUCUUAAAGACAUUGUUGAUUCCGCCAUCAAUGAUUCAGCUAAAAAUGGGGUCUCUAUAGAUGUUUGCCUAACUUAUGACAACACAUUAGCCUUGACGAGGGAGGAUACUAAAUGGAAGGAAGGGAGAGAUAUAUGGUGGCAGGAUGUCAUUCCCCAAUAUCCAACCACUUGUCCGGUGGAGUGGCUUGAUGCCGAGGAUCCACUUUUUCUACUCUAUACAAGUGGGAGUACCGGAAAACCUAAGGGUGUUGUUCAUACAACUGGUGGUUAUAUGGUAUACACUGCAACAACAUUUAAGUAUGCAUUUGACUACAAACCAUCAGACAUCUACUGGUGCACAGCUGAUUGUGGUUGGAUUACUGGGCACAGCUAUGUCACUUAUGGACCCAUUCUCAAUGGUGCAACUGUUGUUCUGUAUGAAGGGGCUCCCAAUUAUCCUGAUGCUGGGCGUAGUUGGAACAUUGUUGACAAAUAUAAAGUAUCAAUAUUCUACACUGCCCCUACAUUGGUGCGAUCCCUCAUGCAAUAUGGUGAUGAGCAUGUUACCCGCUACUCGAGGAAAUCUUUACGAGUCCUGGGAAGUGUAGGCGAGCCCAUAAAUCCAAGUGCAUGGAGAUGGUUUUACAAUGUAGUUGGAGAUUCAAGAUGCCCUAUCUCUGACACUUGGUGGCAAACAGAAACUGGUGGCUUCAUGAUAACUCCACUACCUGGUGCUUGGCCCCAGAAGCCUGGUUCUGCUACUUGCCCUUUCUUUGGAGUCGAGCCCGUCAUAGUGGAUGAGAAAGGUGUUGCAAUAGAAGGAGAGUGUAGUGGUUACUUGUGUGUUAAGAGAUCAUGGCCAGGGGCAUUCAGAACUUUGUAUGGUGAUCAUGAACGAUAUGAAACAACAUAUUUCAAGCCCUUUGCUGGCUACUAUUUCAGUGGUGAUGGCUGCAGCAGGGAUAAAGAUGGAUACUAUUGGCUUACUGGGAGAGUUGACGAUGUCAUUAAUGUCAGUGGCCAUCGUAUUGGGACGGCUGAAGUAGAAUCAGCUCUAGUUUCACAUCCAAAAUGUGCUGAAGCAGCCGUUGUAGGCGUGGAGCACGAGGUUAAAGGACAGAGUAUAUAUGCUUUUGUUACUCUUGUGGACGGCGUUCCAUACAGUGAAGAACUGCGUAAGGACCUUGUACUCACAGUUCGAAAGCAGAUAGGAGCAUUUGCAGCACCUGACAAAAUCCAUUGGGCACCCGGGCUCCCAAAAACAAGGAGCGGAAAGAUAAUGAGAAGAAUUCUGAGAAAAAUUGCGUCUAGGCAGCUAGAUGAACUCGGAGAUACAAGUACCCUUGCAGAGCCACAAGUGGUCAACCAACUUAUUGAACUAGCUGACUCGUGA
Messenger RNA from Vicia faba (fava bean), 2214 nucleotides. The record is from the annotation of a GenBank genome assembly. NCBI's taxonomy places the organism in Eukaryota, Viridiplantae, Streptophyta, Magnoliopsida, Fabales, Fabaceae.